Molecule: messenger RNA, 4494 nt
Organism: Melitaea cinxia (Glanville fritillary)
Lineage: Eukaryota; Metazoa; Arthropoda; Insecta; Lepidoptera; Nymphalidae
Exons: 1
Coding region: 123-4322 (1399 amino acids)
Biological process (GO): DNA integration
Molecular function (GO): zinc ion binding; nucleic acid binding
Source: RefSeq, a predicted model, not a curated record
GGAUAUUACCACGUGCUCCUAUACACCCAUUUUCCUUGUUCCAAGGGUUCCAAAUCCUGUGAUGAUAACCCGCUUCACACAUUCCUUUUCCUCUUACAUACGUACGUACAUAAUACGCCGCAAUGGAACAACAACUAGGGCAAGUUUUGUCCCAAAUGAUGGAAACGAUGCGAGGAAUGCAAUUACAGCAAGUACAAUUACAACAAGCCUUACAAACCAGUGAUAAAACGGUUAGUGGUAUCACAUUACAACCUUAUGAUGAAAACAAUGAAUCAUUUUCGACUUAUUUACAAAGACUUCAAAAUUAUAUUUCCUUGAAAGGUGUCACAAGUGCUACAAUUAAAGUGCAAAUUUUUCUCAAUUGUAUUGGCCCUAAAUACUACCAAGUACUGAAAAACAUCACAGCGCCUGAGUGUCUAGAAUCAAAAAGCUAUGAUGACCUUGUAGAACUACUAAGGAAUCAUAUUGCCCCAGAACCUGGUGAAGUUGCUCAACAACACAAAUUCUGUCUACGGCAACAGCAUGAGUGUGAAAGCAUUGCUAACUACGUAGCUGGAUUAAAAGAAAUAGGCGGAAAAUGUAACUUUAUAUGUAAUAAUUGUAAAAAUAGUACUUUUGAAACUCAUCUGCGAGUACAGUUCAUACGAGGGCUGCGUAACUCUGAAAUUAAAGAAAGAUUAUUACAAGAAUCUUCUUCUACAAAAUUUGAUGAUUUAAUUAGGAUUGCAAUGGCGAUUGAGACUUCCAAAGUAGAAACAAAAGAAAUGUGUACGGAUAUUCAACCAAAUAUAAACAAAAUAUCAAAGAAAACUAAGAAUUUCAAUACAUCCAAACAAAAUACAAAUACAUAUAAAAGUCAUACAUACAAUACAAAUAUUAAAAAAGGAAAGAAAAUAAAGUGUUAUCGUUGUGGAAAAGAAAACCAUUCAGCGACUCAGUGUAGAUUAAAAGAUAAAUUAUUUUGUAAGAAAUGCAAAACAAAAGGACACAUACAAUCAGUUUGCUUAAGGGAACAAAAACAACUAGAGCUAGUAAAUGAACAGUACAUAGAAGAUACUAAUGAAAUUUAUGAAAUACAUAAAAUAUUUUACAAAAAUAACAUACAAAAUGAUAAAUUUAAUAUUACAUUACAACUGAACGGGAAAUUACAUACACUAGAACUAGAUACAGGUGCAGCAGUCACUACAUGCUCUGUACAAUAUUAUAAAGAAAAUUUCAGUAAUCUUAAAUUAGAAACUACACCAAUUAAAUUAAAAACUUACACAGGAGAAAUACUUUACCCACGGGGAACCUGUAAUGUAAACAUCAAAUAUAAAAAUACAGAAGUCAUAGGAAGAAUCUUUGUUAUUGAUAGAAAAGUUGAUCCUGUAUUGGGAAGAGAAUGGAUUAGGAAAUUAAACUUACAAUUUGACAUAAAUUCACUACAAAAAGAAGAAAAUGAUAUUACAGAAAAAGAGUUUACUGAGAAAUUGAAAAAAAUUAUACAAGAAUACAAAGAACUAUUUUCUGAAGAAAUAGGAGAAAUUAAAGAUUAUCAAGCAGUAUUUAAAUUGAAAGAAGGUGCAGUUCCAGUCUUUUUAAAACCACGUCCAGUACCAUUCGCUUUGAAGGAUCAGGUGGAAGCAGAAAUAGACAGAUUAGAAAAGGAAGGAAUAUUAGAAAAAGUCACAUACUCACAGUGGGGAACACCAAUUGUUCCUGUCUUGAAGCAAAAUGGAAAAAUGCGCUUAUGUGCUGACUAUCGCGCUACAUUAAACAAAAAUUUGGAAAAUGACAACUACCCUAUACCUCGUGUUGAAGAAAUAUUUUCAAAGUUAAGUGGAGGAAAAUAUUUUUGCACACUGGAUAUUAAUCAAGCUUAUUUGCAUAUGAAGACUAAUGAAGAUACAGCAGAAAUGCAAGCUAUUAGUACAUGCAAGGGUACAUACAAGGUGAAAAGACUAAUGUUCGGAGUGAAAAUUGCACCAAAUGUUUGGCAGAGAUACAUGGAUCAAACACUUCAAGGAAUGGAAGGUACAGUUUGUUUUUUUGACGACAUUGCUUUACAAGGACGUACAUUUAUACAAUUACUACAAAGAAUUAGGAAGGUAUUUGACAAAUUAAAUGAAUGUGGACUACACUUAAACAGAGAGAAAUGUCAGUUUUUUCAGAAAUCAGUUACUUACCUAGGACAUACAAUAAAUGAAAAAGGUCUACACCCUACAGAAGAUAAAGUAAAUGAUAUAAAGAAUAGUUCACGUCCAACAGAUGUUUCUUCACUACGCACAUUUUUGGGAAUGAUAAAUUACUACCAACAAUUUAUACCUAACUUAGCAUCAAAACUAAAUCCUUUAUACAAAUUAUUACAAAAAGAUACAAAAUUUACUUGGUCAACAUCAUGUGAACAAGCAUUUCAAGAACUGAAAAAAGAAAUCUGCGGAGAAAAAGUACUUAUACCAUUUCAUGAAAACUUACCUGUCACAUUAGCCACUGAUGCAUCACCAACUGGAUACGGAGCUGUGUUGUCACAUAUUAUGCCGGAUAAAUCAGAACGUCCAAUAGCUUUCGCGUCAAGAUCUCUUACAAAGGCAGAGAAAGGUUACAGCCAGUUAGAUAAAGAAGCCGCAGCAUUAGUUUGGGGACUGAAGAAAUUCUUUCAGUAUUGUUACGGUAGAAAAAUAAUUCUCAUAGUAGACAACCAACCAUUAGCUAGAAUUUUACACCCAGAGAAGGCUACACCUGCUACAACAGCCAUACGACUUGUACAUUAUGCUAACUUUUUAGCUGGAUUUGAUUACCAGAUAAAACUAAGGAAGACUGCAGAACAUGCUAAUGCCGACUAUUUUUCAAGACUACAACAUACAAAUAAAAAUGAAAAGAAUGAUACACUUACAGAUGACGAAGCUUUCUACUUAAAUCAGAUUUCAGAAAUACCAGUUUCAUUACAAGAGAUAAGGGUAGCUACAGCUACUGACCCGGAACUACAGAAGUUAUAUAUUGAUAUACAAUCAGGACGAGAAGAUAAAACUAGACUACAUGAAUUUUCAUUGCAGAAUAAUUGUAUAUUUUAUGGCAUACGAAUCGUCAUACCUAAGAAACUACAACCUAAAAUAUUAGAAGAAUUACAUACAGCGCACAUGGGUAUAGUUAAGAUGAAGGCUUUAGCAAGAAGCUAUGUGUGGUGGAAGAACAUUGACAUAGAUAUUGAAAAUAUGGUGAAACAAUGCAAGAGAUGCUGUUUGAUGCGUAAAAACCCGACUAAGGUACCUGUACACAGCUGGGAAUACCCUAAGGAACCGUGGAGUCGUAUUCAUAUUGAUUAUGCCGGACCAUUCAUGAACCAAUAUUUUCUUAUGGUGGUAGAUGCCUAUACUAAAUGGUUAGAAGUUAUACCUACUAAUUCUAUGUCAGCUGCAACAACUAUAAAUAUUCUAAAGAAGUUAUACACUACAUUUGGUUUACCAAUAACGCAAGUCUCGGAUAAUGGAAGACAAUUUAGAUCAGAAGAAAUGCAAAAAUUCUUAAAAGAAAAUGGAAUUCAAGCUAAAUUUACAGCACCAUUUCAUCCUUCUACCAAUGGUCAAGUAGAAAGAUAUGUUCAAACUGUUAAAAAUAAACUUAAAGCAAUGAUUAGUGAAGAGGGAUCUAUACAAGAUAAAUUACAAAGAUUUUUAAUGAUGUAUAGAAAAACACCUAACAGUACUACAGGAUUAAGCCCAGGUGAAAUGAUGUUUAAAAGAAUAUACAGAACAAGAAUUGACUUAGUAAAAAGACCACAGGAAUUAAGAAACAACAGUAAUGAAGAGAUAAUAGUAACCAAGGAGUUUCAAAGAGGAGAGAAAGUUCAAAUUCGAAUGUAUGACAGUAAUAAAUGGAAAUUUGGUAACAUAGUAAAUAGAAAAGGAAAAUUACAUUAUGAAGUGGAAGUAGAUGGAAGAAUACACCAAAGACAUGUAGAUCAAAUCAUAAAGACAUCAUGCUUAGAUAAUAACUUUAGAAUACCAGAUACUUACCUGAUUAAACCAAGAGAAUCAGUAGCAAAUUUAUAUACACCAAAAUUACCUGAAAAAGACCUAUUACCUGGAAAGAACAUACUACCUGGAAAAGACGUACUCCCUGGAAAAGACUUACUCCCUGGAAAAGACUUACUACCUGAAAAAGACCUUACAACUACACAUGCUAACGCUACAAGAAGGGAAUCUAUACCUUACACUGAAACCUCGGAAGUGGACAAGCCAGAGACACCUCAAGCAACUCCAGAUAUACCUCCUACUACACAGGCUGAAAUUGAACCCCGUCGUAGUACCCGGAUUCGACGACCACCAAACCGAUUGAACUUCUAAAAUAAAUAACAAGGGAGAGUGUUAGUAGACAUCACUAUUUGGUGUGACGUUCCGAGUUUGAGAAGCGGAAAUAAACUAACUUGCUUUAUGUCAAAUAAUUUAAUAUGUCGGUUGAUUCUGUUCUCUUUGUGUCAAUUCCUGUUACAAAUUAUAAUAAAAUAUUAGUAAAUUA